Messenger RNA from Styela clava, 1348 nucleotides. RefSeq lists its product as uncharacterized. Lineage: Eukaryota; Metazoa; Chordata; Ascidiacea; Stolidobranchia; Styelidae. The record is from RefSeq and is a predicted model, not a curated record.
UAAAUUUUUUUUUUUUCAGAAUCCCGAUAAAUUGAUUAUUGGUAAACUAACCUAACAUAACACAAAAUAUUAAAAAUGAAAAAGUGUAAUCUAGUUUUAUCAAUCGUCUUUCUCGUGGUUGAUUUUAUUUCUACGUCAUCCAGCUUGCCGAUUUCCAAUACGAACCAUCUGGAAUCCCAACUUCGUCAGAAGCCAGUUGCAGAUUCUAUGAACAUGAUAAGUAAAAGAACUUACGGAGGAGAAUUGGAUUUUCCUGAUAACUACGACUAUCAGUUUUCUGAUAUGGGUGACUUUUUUGAUGAUUACACCGAUCCUCGCGACCCGCAGUCACCGCACAAAAGAUACAGUGAUGCCAUGGCAACGGACAUGCUCAGUAGACUUGAACGAAUGAGACUGAUGAAAGCCAGAAACAAGUUUUUGCAAAUGAUCAUGGGCAAAAGGAGUGGAAAUUCAUUGACUGAUUUGGUUGAAAUGUUGCAUCAAAAACAACGAGAUGAGAAUAGUCAAGUGAGUGACGCCUUGGAAAAUCUCAAAAUGGUUGGCUUGUAUCCGAGAGAAGGUGAACAGGAAGGAGCAGUCCGAAUAAGAAGACAUGCCGAAGGAACUUACACAGACCGGACAAGUGAGCUGGCAAGACUGAGAGCAGAAGCAGUUAAGCGAGAGUUUGAAAACGAUGUCAUCGGACAAUAUUUUGAUAGAAAAUUGAGAACACCGGAAUUUAUCAAAGCUCUCAUGUUAGCCGAAAGCUGAAACUUACAUCAAGAUUUUAUUUUCUGUCAACUCAAAACAGUCAUACUUUUAAAAAUUGAAACUUUAUGCUUUAACCAUUCUUAUUCUUCUACUGUGAACAUAUAUAUAUAUGUGUUUAUUUUUAUGUGUUUGAAUUUAUUAUUUUAAGCAACUUCAACGUAAGAAAUUUAUGUCGAUCAGCUGCGUUAAAGUAAGACCAAUCUAUCGAGUAAUUUUUAAUGGAUAAUUUUAAAUACCUUCAAUUGUUCAUCAGUCUUUGUCCUUUGCAUAAAAUCCAACAUAUAUGUUAAGUGUGAGGGGUUUUCUGACGCAUUGAUGAUUGCCAUUCUGUUCGGGUGUGAAUACAAUCCUAUUUUUAUGCUCUUUGAUCGCGACAGUUAAGAGAACUGCUUUCGCUUAUAAGCCAAUAUAUAUAUAUAUAUAUAUUUUUGUUGUUGCUAUUUUUUAUGAUUGUUUCCGCUUGUACGUCGCUUAUUAUAAUUUAAUGUUUGCUCGUGUCGUUUUCUUCGUCCUUUAUGUACUAUAAUAUUUAUUAUUGAUUUACAUUGCAUUGCUCGAAAUAUCAAUGAGAAAUAAAUAAAAAAUUAGCGAGGAAAUA